AUGAUGGGACAGUUCCCGGAGGAUGUGGUGGGUGGCUUCACCACAGAGGAACUGGAAUGCAAGAUCUGCUACUGUGCUUACAGCCUGUCAAGUCGACGACCCAAGGUCCUUGAGUGCUGCCAUUGUCUUUGUGCCAAGUGCCUUGCAAAAAUUCUCGAUUUAGGAGAAUCCUCUCCGAAUGCAGUGGUCUGUCCAUUCUGCCGCUACAUCACAGACCUUCCCGGAGAAGACGUGGGCAGUCUACCAGACGAGUAUAACUUGGUGUCGGCACUGCUGUCUAUCCAGACACGGAAGCAUCAGAACCUUAAUGACAACCAAGGCGAGAUUCUCCUCAGUCCCAGACGCCUCAACUCUCUGGUGGGACACUCUGCCUCAGCUUCUCCCACCUCGAUUCGUUCCAAUUACGUGGUGAUCACCAUUAUGGAGCCUCGGCAGGAGUCUGUUAUUCCAGCUCGGGGUAGGGAUUACCGCUCUUCCAGCCAGGACUCCAUGGCCUCGGUUACUCAGAGAUGGACGGUGUGGAACUGUGCGGCCCUGCUAUGCCAGACUUCAGCACGCGUCCUGGUCUGGCUGCUGGGGCUGCUGUACUUCAGCUCGCUGCCUCUAGGGGUCUAUCUGUUAAUCAUGCAGAAUACCACGAUGGGGGUGUUGAUGGUCAGUCUGGUACCUGUCAGUCUUCUCAUCGUCAUGGUGUACGGCCUUUGCCAAUGCCUGUGCCGUGAGUUUUGGGACUGUGUGCCACCAUAA
This is a messenger RNA of Onychostoma macrolepis, 747 nucleotides long. It is a transcript of the gene rnf182, whose product is annotated as ring finger protein 182. The record is from RefSeq and is a predicted model, not a curated record. The coding region runs from base 1 to 747 and encodes 248 amino acids. The transcript has a single exon. NCBI's taxonomy places the organism in Eukaryota, Metazoa, Chordata, Actinopteri, Cypriniformes, Cyprinidae.